Parnassius apollo (apollo) is the source of this 1410-nucleotide messenger RNA. Lineage: Eukaryota; Metazoa; Arthropoda; Insecta; Lepidoptera; Papilionidae. The record is from the annotation of a GenBank genome assembly.
AUGCUGCCUCUCGUUAUCACUUUGACACAGGCUCAAUUGGAGCGUGCGGUGAUGAUCGAUCGUUUGGAGAACGUUACUCAUACGAUAUCUCGCAUACUGGACGGCUACGAUAUACGAUUGCGCCCGAACUUUGGUGGCGAUCCGCUGUACGUUGGAAUGGAUUUGACUAUUGCCAGUUUCGACGCUAUUUCGGAGGUCAACAUGGAUUACACGAUUACUCUCUAUCUGAACCAAUACUGGAAAGACGAAAGACUGGCCUUUGGACUGUCAGACGAGGUUCUAACCUUGUCUGGUGACUUUGCUGAUAAAAUUUGGGUGCCAGACACUUUUUUUGCCAAUGAUAAGAAUAGCUUCCUGCAUGAUGUGACGGAGCGUAAUAAGCUUGUUCGUCUGGGCGGCGAAGGCAGCAUAACGUACGGGAUGCGUUUCACCGCGACACUCGCCUGCAUGAUGGAUCUGCACUACUACCCACUUGACAGCCAGAACUGCACCGUCGAGAUUGAAAGCUAUGGAUACACUGUCUCUGACGUGGUCAUGUACUGGAAAGAGACUCCAGUUAGAGGUGUCGAAGAUGCCGAACUGCCACAGUUUACAGUACUAGGACAUGAAACUAAUGACAGAAAGGAAAAGUUGGCGACGGGCGUCUAUCAACGCUUAUCUCUAAGUUUUAAGCUACGCAGGAACAUAGGCUACUUUGUCUUCCAAACUUAUUUACCGAGCAUAUUAAUAGUGAUGCUCUCGUGGGUAUCUUUUUGGAUUAAUCAUGAGGCUACGUCGGCGAGAGUUGCACUAGGUAUAACGACGGUACUUACAAUGACUACAAUAAGUACAGGAGUGCGUAGCAGUUUGCCGCGAAUCUCGUAUGUAAAGGCGAUCGACAUUUACCUAGUGAUGUGCUUUGUAUUUGUGUUUGCGGCGUUACUUGAAUAUGCGGCUGUCAAUUACACGUACUGGGGAGCACGUGCACGGAAAAGAGCUAAGUUAAAGAACCGCGACCAGCUGUCGACUAGCACGAGUAUGGAUAAAGAUUUAAAGUGUCCCAGUGGUAUGCACAGCAACGAGGAGAUCAUAGCACUUCGCGAGCUGUCGAGCGGCGGGCGCGUGUCGCCGCUGCUGGGGCUGCGCACGCGACCGCUGGCGCCGCACGCCGGCGCGCCGCCCUCACUGCGCCUGCAGCGGGACCACUCGCACCUGCGCUACCGAACCCGACCGCAUUCCAGGAACUCUAAGAAUGGAACUGGCGGCAAACCAAAAGUAAUGCACGCUCUACGUCGCGGUGCCACCGUUAUUAAAGCGUCAAUGCCCAAGAUUCGAGACGUCAAUGUAAUAGAUACUUAUUCCAGAGUUGUCUUCCCCGUAUGUUUUCUUAUUUUUAAUACUGUGUAUUGGGUAUUUUAUAUAUUCGAUUAA